AUGAUCGAUGCAAUAAAGAAGUUGGUAAAAUUUAACUUCGAAUUAACAGCCGAAGAGCGUAAUCUCCUUUCAACAGCAUACAAGAAGGUUAUCGAGCCAAAGAGAGAAUCAUGGAAACUUCUCUCAACAACUGAGCAGAAGGAGGAUACAAUAUACAAAAACGAGUUGUACAUGAAGUGUAUUCAAGAUUAUCGUAAUAUAGUCCAGUCGGAUCUUGUUAACAUUUGCUACGACGUUAUAACUCUAAUUGAUGACCACCUCCUUCCUUUCGUGUCUGGCACUGAAUCCUCCGUCUUUUACUUAAAGAUGAAAGCGGAUUAUUACCGAUAUAUGGCCGAAAUCAAAACUGGUGAUGCAAAAUCAUUAGUCGCUGAAGAGUCGUUGAGAACAUAUAAGGAAGCAAUGACCAUAGCAGUGGCUCAAUUUUCACCUAUUCAUUCAACACGCUUAGGCUUGGCAUUAAAUUUUGCAGUAUUUUACUAUGAGGUUUCAAAUUCUUAUCAAAGGUACUUACAUAAUAAAUUCAUAAUCUUACAAUUUCUCUAUGAGCAUGUUUGUUAUAAAAUCUUAUAAUUGCAUUGUUACUUAUACAUAUUUUUUUUUUUAUUUUAGGGCAUAUCGCUUGGCGAAGGAAGCUUUUGUAAACGCUAUGUUAGAGUUGGAUAAUUUAGGCAGAAGGGCUCUCUCGAAAGAUAGCAAGGUUAUCCUGAAUCUUUUGAGGGAUAACCUUUUACUAUGGGAGGGCGAGAAUGAUAAAAGAAACCUUUGAAGCAUUCAUGAACAUUUGAAUUUUUUUUUGUUCUUUUUUUUUUGAGAACUGAAACAUUUAUUUUGUAUUAAAAUAGCUUGAGAAUAUUAUUUGAAAUAUUUCUAAUUUUAUUUUAUGUAUUUACAUAAAGAAAAGUGUCAUUAUCAAUUGAUAUAUUAAAAGUUAAGAAUGGAUUGUUUUUCCUUCAAAAGAGAAUGGAUUGUUUUAAUGACUAGGUAUUUAUUAAAAAGAUUAAUCUAGAAAAAUCUAGGAAGUAAUUAUAUGUUUUUUUCAAAAUAAAUAAAUAAAUUAAAUUUUAGGAUUUCUAAUGUAUGGGCGUGUUUGGCAAAAAUGUAGCGGUUAGUUGUUAGACUAGUUGUUAGCUGUAUGUGUAGCUAUUAGCUGUCAACUAGCUGUUAGUUGUGAAAAAAAAAAAAAAUUAAGCAUGAGUGUUUGGAAAUUAGUUGUUGACUAGCUACUACUCCGUAGCCGUGAAAUUCUAAAGUAUAGAAGAAAAAUUUCAACAAUUACCUAGCUUUUCACAAAAGCUAAUUAUAUUAACUUUUUACAAAAGCUACUCCAACCACUAAACUCUACUCCCAUCACUAC
Chenopodium quinoa (quinoa) is the source of this 1357-nucleotide messenger RNA. Its product is annotated as 14-3-3-like protein B. Gene Ontology annotation, cellular component: cytoplasm. Gene Ontology annotation, biological process: signal transduction. The transcript has 3 exons. The record is from RefSeq and is a predicted model, not a curated record. NCBI's taxonomy places the organism in Eukaryota, Viridiplantae, Streptophyta, Magnoliopsida, Caryophyllales, Amaranthaceae. Bases 1 to 573 code for a protein of 190 amino acids.